GUGGUGGUCAGUGUCAGUUUUUUUAAUGUGAUUCUGAAUUGAAUUUAUUGUUUUGGGUUUUCGGUUUUGGUGAUUCUGAUCAUUCUGAUCUGAGCGGUUUAUUGAGUUGUAAUAUUAUAUUUUAAUCAAAUUAUUUUAUCAAUAUCCUGUAUACAAGAAACAUUCAAAAAUGGAUGACCAAGCCUGUCCCCGCUGUAAAACCACCAAAUACAGAAACCCUUCUCUAAAGUUGAUGGUAAACGUGUGCGGUCACACUUUAUGCGAGAGUUGUGUGGAUUUACUGUUUUUAAAAGGUUCAGGUUCUUGUCCAGAAUGUAAUGUUCCUUUGAGAAGAAGCAAUUUCAGAGUUCAGCUCUUCGAAGAUCCCAUGGUAGAAAAGGAAAUAGACAUUCGUAAGAGGGUUCUCAAAGAUUACAAUAAAAAGGAAGAGGAUUUUGCCACUUUACGAGAAUACAAUGACUAUUUAGAAGAAAUUGAAACAAUAAUAUUCAAUUUAACAAAUAACAUUGAUGUGGUUAAUACAAAUAAAAAGAUUGAACAGUACAAAAAGGAGAAUAGGGAAAUUAUAAUGAAGAAUAAAGCGAAAAUAGGCCAAGAAGAAUUGGAGCUAGAAGAAAUCCUGGAGAUUGAGAAGCAGAUGGAAGAGCUCCGGAGAGCUGAAGUGGCUCGUGUUGAGCAGGAAGCAAAGAAACAAAAGAUUAGGGAGAAAGAGGCGCUCAUCGACGAGUUGAUGUUCGCGGAGGGAGACGCCAAAGAUAUCCUCAACACAUUCGCCCAGACCAUGGCUAACAAGCCUGAGGAAGUGGCACCCGCUGUUCAGAAGGUGACCCAAUUCUCGACCGGCGUAAAGUUCACCCGCGGCUCGGCCAACCACCACAUGCCGGUGUGCGAGGAGGCGCCGCUGUUCCGGUACUCGCCGCCGCCCGCGCCCGCGCGCUGCGGCCCCGACCCGCCCUCCGUGCGCGACAUACUCGCCAGCGGGUACCGCGCGCAUAUCAAACCCGAGACAGAGGCAGAAAAAGCUGGCGGUUACUCAUCAACUCUCCCCUGCCUCCGUGCCCUGCAAGAUGCCCUGGCAGGCCUCUAUCACGCCAGCUGACCCACAGAGAAGAUGGAAAUACCCGAAUCUGUUAUUAUACUGGAUUAGUUGUUCGAUUUGUCAUUAAAUUUGGUUGUUUUAUAUUAGUUAACAAAAAUUCCCCUGUCUGCAAAGUUAGUCGACAGGGGAAUUUUUCAUAUGUAAAGGACAAGGUUAGCACGUUCCAUAAUGCUCUUAGAUUUUUUUAUAGUACCAAAAUCUGUUACUUGGGUAUUAUACUGGAUUAGUUGCAUUUAUCACUAGAUUUGUUUCUUCAUAUUAAUCUUUUAUACACAUUUUCUUCUACCCUGCCAGGAUUGGAUCCACAGAGAAGAUAGAAAUGCCGUAAUCUGUUAUUACACAGGAUUAGCUGUUCGAUUGGAUUGCUUUGUUUAUAUUUCUCGAACAAUUCCCCUGUCAGCAAACACUGUAAUAUGUGCAGACAAGAUAUGUAGAUCUGCCCAAUACUUUUAUACUUGAUUAGUCGUUAGGUUUAUGAGUCUGAUUAUUUGUUAAUAUACAUUAUCUGUGUACCCUGGCAUAUUCAAGAAUGCCAGGUGACCCACAGCAAAAAUAACUUACAUACAUAAUAUUCACGUCUAUAUCCUAUGCGGGGUAGACAGAGUCUACAAGGCACGUUCAACUGUAUAGCUCAAUGAUGAAAUAUAAAUGCUACACUGUAGGUCCCGGGUUCGAAUCCCGGUUAGGGCAUGAUGAGAAACGAACUUUUUCUGAUUGGCCUGGGAUGAUCUUGCAUGUUUGUUUAUCUGUUGAAGUAUUUAUUGUAAAAUAUAGUAUCACGGAGUAAUGAUCUCGUAAAACAAGUUUCGAACUUCGAGGCUAACUCAAUCUGUGUAAUUUGUCCCAUAUAUAUUUAUUUAUAUACAUUUAUGUCUGUUUUUUCCCUGCCUGCAUAAUGUUAUUCGCCCUGGCUGGCCUUUUAUUUUAUAUGGUUAUUUUUAAUUUCCCUGGUAGGUUUUCAUCAAAAACGGUUUGUUAGGUGCUACAUAUUAUAUGUAAAUGGUCGCGGCAGGAUUAGAAAUUGUACGUCACGCGUUUUCAAGUCGGAUACCUUAACCGCUAUACCAUCGAGGCUCUCGAAUGUCAUGCGAGUGUAUGUUUUUAUGUCCAGUAGGUACUAUUAUGUUAUAUUGUAAAUUUACUCUUGAAAGUGGUAGAUAGUAAUUUUGCAAUAAAACUAUAAUCUGAAGUUUUUUUUCUGUUUUCAAUUCCAGUAUUGUUUGUACAGGUUACAUAAUUGUAGGGUGUAAAUAUUUACAUUUCUAAGGUGUUAAUGUAAGUAUUUAAAACUACUGUUAAUUUGUUAUUGUUUGUGAUAAUUAAAAGUA
Messenger RNA from Amyelois transitella, 2427 nucleotides. RefSeq names its product CDK-activating kinase assembly factor MAT1 (gene Mat1). Bases 170 to 1099 code for a protein of 309 amino acids. Gene Ontology annotation, molecular function: cyclin-dependent protein serine/threonine kinase activator activity. Lineage: Eukaryota; Metazoa; Arthropoda; Insecta; Lepidoptera; Pyralidae. The record is from RefSeq and is a predicted model, not a curated record. Gene Ontology annotation, cellular component: transcription factor TFIIH holo complex. Gene Ontology annotation, biological process: positive regulation of cyclin-dependent protein serine/threonine kinase activity; regulation of transcription by RNA polymerase II; nucleotide-excision repair. The transcript has 6 exons.